Molecule: messenger RNA, 1194 nt
Organism: Aspergillus puulaauensis
Lineage: Eukaryota; Fungi; Ascomycota; Eurotiomycetes; Eurotiales; Aspergillaceae
Product: Zn(II)2Cys6 transcription factor
Exons: 2
Coding region: 1-1194 (397 amino acids)
Biological process (GO): regulation of transcription by RNA polymerase II
Molecular function (GO): zinc ion binding; DNA-binding transcription activator activity, RNA polymerase II-specific
Source: RefSeq, a predicted model, not a curated record
AUGUUGGGUGCCUCUUCGAUGCAAGGCCGGAGAUACCAUCGAAAGUCCCGAAAUGGCUGUAUGCAGUGUAAGAAGCGCAAAGUCAAGUGUGACGAGAGGAAGCCGAAAUGCCAGAAGUGCGAGGUAUACGGGGUCCCCUGUACAUACGCAACGGGGGAUAGCACCAAGACCACAAGCUCUCCGGAACCUUCGAGCGAGGGCUGGGCGCAAAAGGCCCCCGAAGGUGUUUCAGAGAUCGAAUCCGACUGUAGAUCUACCAUACCGGGCAGCUUACCUCUGUUUACCCUGGAGCUUCUGCACCAUUGGACAACAGAAACCUCCCAGACACUUUCCGCCGAGCCAGAGGUGCAACUGAUGUGGCGAGAGCAGGCUCCAAAGGUAGGGUUUACCACGCCCUUUGUUAUGCAUUCGAUUCUCGCAGUCGCAGCAUUGCACCUCUAUCGUCUCUGUCCCGUGCACCGCAAACAGGAGUGCCUUGAUCAAGCUCAUGCCCACCAUAUGGCGGCUAUGCAAGCCGUCGCGCCUAACAUCAGCAAUCUAAUGGAAGAACAAGGAGCAGCGGUCAUCUUGUUCUCAUGGCUGACCUGUGUCUAUUCAUGCGGCCGCCCACAUACCCAAAACGAUACUCUGAUACUUGGAGAAAGCGGCACCCCUGAGUGGUUGACAUUCCUUCGCGGAAACAAGGUGGUCUUGGAGUCCAGUAGGGACAUGUUUCGACGUGGAGUUCUUGCACCUGUCUUCAAUAAUGGGGCUCGACAUUCGUACGUACGACGGAAUACCCCAGCUAUUGGUGGAGAGCAGUAUGUAUGGCGGGUGAGAGACUUUAUCAUGGAGCAUGUCUCCGACAGUGCGGAUCGGGAGAUGUACAUUGAGGCUGUGGAUUCACUUUCCCAGUCGUAUGCUUUCCUUAUGACCGACGUAUCACGCGCGGCAGACACCACCGUGGUCAUGCCCUGGUUGUUUGAGGCUCCUGACCAGUUCAUGGAUUGUUUACAGCGGAGAUCGCCACCCGCCUUGAUCAUAUUCGCCUAUUUCUGUGUUCUGGUGAAGAAGCUCGACUGGAUGUGGUGGUUGGAAGGACUCAGUGACAAGUUCAUGGCCGAGAUCUUCAACGCACUCCAUCCAGAAUACCAAGAGUGGUUAAGAUGGCCAAGUGAGGCAAUUGGAUGGACUUGUUUUGAUGUCUUGGUAUGA